Molecule: messenger RNA, 375 nt
Organism: Telopea speciosissima
Lineage: Eukaryota; Viridiplantae; Streptophyta; Magnoliopsida; Proteales; Proteaceae
Exons: 5
Coding region: 1-375 (124 amino acids)
Source: RefSeq, a predicted model, not a curated record
AUGCGGAUAUUGCAGUCAGUUUGCAGUCUGGAUGAUGUUAUCAUGAAGAUGUCCAAGAAGUCUAAUUCCAAAUUUAAAAAGCAGAAGGCUUCGAAUAAAAACCAAAACUUCUUGAAUGUGGGUUCUAACGUAGGGAAUGCAUCAAAGGUGUGCCGUUUUAUGGAUUCCAGAUCCUCUGUGAGACAGGGUUUUCUUGCUCAGAGAAGGUCGAAUUUCCAAGGGAAUCAGUUUCCUUUAACCACUGAGGCUAUCAAGACGGCUGCAGCUGCUCCCGUUCAUGCCAGAGCUCUUGGUUGUAGUAGGAUGUUUAAUUGGAAUAAGCCAAAGAGUGAAUCUUUAGCUUGGACAGUGAAUGUCGCAUUUAGUGUUGGUUAA